CGGUGUGAGAAUGAGAACAUUUCAAACAAACGAACAGUUUUAUUAAAAUUGAAAUGGCAAUGCAACGAGAAGUGGGCGUGGGCGACUUCGUCCUUUUGGACAAGAUCGAUUUGGGCAACUUUAUGAAAAAUCUAGAGCUCAGAUUCAAACAUGGCAAGAUUUACACCUACAUUGGCGAGGUAUGCGUUUCGGUAAAUCCCUACAAAACGAUGAAUAUCUACGACCAAAAAUUCAUCGAUCAAUAUAAAGGUCGCGAGCUGUUCGAAAACCCUCCUCACAUCUUCGCCAUCGCCGACGCCUCUCACAAAGUCAUGCAGCAGCAAGGCAAGGACACUUGUAUCGUAAUCAGCGGCGAAUCAGGAGCCGGAAAAACAGAAGCCUCGAAAAUAAUAAUGAAAUAUAUCGCGGCCGUGACGAACAAAGACGGCCAGAAGGAGAUCGAACGCGUGAAGAACGUCCUUUUGCAAUCAAACUCGAUUCUAGAAGCGUUCGGAAACGCAAAAACCAACCGCAACGACAAUUCCUCGCGUUUUGGGAAGUACAUGGACAUCCAUUUCGAUUUCAAAGGCGACCCGAUCGGCGGACACAUCAACAAGUAUCUGCUCGAAAAAUCCCGAGUGAUUUACCAGCAAGCCGGCGAGAGGAACUUCCACAGUUUCUACCAGGUUUUGGCGGGCGCUGGCGACGAUCUUUUGAGGAAACUGCACUUGAGUCGCAACAGUGAUGACUAUUUUUACGUCAAACAGGGGAAAGCCGCCAAAGUCGACACGAUCAAUGACCGAAAUGACUUCCGGGAUGUGAAUUCGUCACUGAACACGUUGCAGUUCUCGAAGGAAGCGCAAGAAACUCUAUGGAGGGUUGUGGCAGCGAUUUUGCAUCUUGGAAAUUUGGAAUUUGUUACAGACGGUGACAAUAAAUUGCAAAUUAAGAACAAGAAAUCGCUCGAAAUAAUUUCGGAGCUGCUUCAAGUGCAGAAAAACGAGCUAAAUUCGGCGCUUUGUGAGCGCGUGAUUGCCGCCAGAGGCGACAUUAUGAGGAAGGAACACACCGAAGCUGAGGCGCUUUACGGACGCGAUGCCCUAGCUAAGGCCAUUUACGAGCGACUUUUCGGUUGGAUUGUCGAGAAAAUCAACUCGGCGAUCGCCAUCGACGAGAAAAACUAUUCGAAAAACUACAAAAGCUCGCUGAUUGGAGUGUUGGACAUCUACGGGUUUGAGAUUUUCGACAACAACAGUUUCGAGCAGUUCUGUAUCAACUACUGUAACGAGAAGUUGCAGCAGUUGUUUAUUGAACUUGUCCUGAAGCAGGAGCAAGAGGAGUAUAAUCGCGAAGGCAUCGAGUGGCAAAACAUCGAUUUCUUCAACAAUCAGAUCAUUUGUGAGCUUGUUGAAGCGCCACAUAAGGGGAUUUUGGCGAUUAUGGAUGAUGCGUCGAAAAUGACUGCCGAGAAAGUUACUGAUGAGCUUUUACUAGAAACGAUGGAUAAGCAGUUGAAAAAUCAUAAGCAUUAUACGUCGAGACAACUCAAACCGGCUGAUAAAAAUAUGAGGCAUAAGAUCGAUUUUCGGAUAACACAUUAUGCGGGUGAUGUCACCUAUUGUGUAACGGGAUUUUUGGAUAAGAAUAAGGAUACGCUCUUCCAGGAUUUUAAACGGUUAAUGUUUAAUUCCAACGAUUCGAAUUUGAAGGAGAUGUUCCCAGAAGGCUCGCAACACAUUUCACAGACCACCAAACGCCCCCCAACGGCCGGCUCCCUGUUCAAAACCUCCAUGCAAGCCCUCGUCCAGAACCUCUACAGCAAAGAGCCGCACUACGUCCGCUGCAUCAAACCCAACGAACUGAAAUCCCCGUCGGCCUUCGACGAAGAACGCGUCAAGCACCAGGUCAGCUACUUGGGUCUGGUGGAAAACGUGCGCGUCCGUCGCGCUGGUUUCGCCUACCGUCAGCGUUACGACCUCUUCCUCAAACGCUACAAAAUGAUCUCACAGUUCACGUGGCCCAACUUCCGUUCCGGCACCGAUAAAGACGGCGUUUGCGUCAUAAUGGACGAACGCAAAUUCAGCGAUGACGUAAAAUACGGCAAAACGAAAAUAUUCAUUCGCUCGCCGAAAACGCUAUUCGCACUGGAAGCGGCGCGAAAUGACCUCAUCCCCGGCAUUGUGACUUUGAUUCAGAAAACGUGGCGCGGCUACGUCGCCAGGCAACAGUACAAGAAGAUGAGGGCCUUAAUGACGAUGAUUCAAGCGUAUAGGUUGAAGAAAAUGCGCGUUUAUGUGAACGCACUCCAGGCGAAGUUCGCAAACGCGAAACGAAUGAAAGACUUCGGGAAGAGCGUCAUGUGGCCAGCGCCGCCCGUGUCGCUGCAGAAGACAACACGCACUUUGAAGCAGAUUUACAAUCGCUGGAGGGCCUUCAUGAUACUUAAUAAAAUCCCGAGGGCCGAGUGGCCCGAAAUGAAAAUCAAGGUGGCCGCGGCCAGUGCCUUACUCAACAAACGGCCGACUUACGGACUCAACAGAAGGUGGGAGGGUAAUUAUCUUGCCACGCAUUCUGAAAAUAACAAUUACACGACGUUCAACGAUGCGGUUAAUAACUUGAAAAAUGGCCAACACUUUGGAAAAGUGCUGUUUUCGUCGUUCGUUACGAAAUUCAACAAGUUUAAUAAGUGUGCAGAGCGAGUGAUUCUCGUUACUGAUCUGGCGAUUUUCAAGCUUGAUUCGUUGAAGUUCAGGAAUAUGAAAGAAGGGACGGCUGUUAAGGACCUGACAGGGAUUAGUGUCAGUCCGGGACAGGAUCAAUUGAUCGUUUUACAUUGUUUGGGUGGGAAUGAUUUAGUUGUGUCGUUGCAUUCGAUGAAGCAAGAGGAUCGGAUUGGGGAAUUGGUUGGGAUUGUCUCCAACACAUAUUUCAAGUUCAAGGGAACGGAUCUUCCGGUCACCGUCAGCAAAACCAUUACCUGUUCACUGGGUGGGAAAAAGCGUGUAAUUACAAUCAACGUGACUUCCGAGGUACAAACGCCAACGUUCAAGAAGGACGGAAAUAACAUUGCGUAUUUGUUACCGACAAGUUUUGCCGUUGUGGAAAACGGUCGUGAUUUUAUCAAGCAUUAAUUCGUGCCUUUUUUACAAGAUGGUUCAGAUUUAUAUGUAUACAAACAACGAAUUUGUUGCUUUUUAUGUACUUAAAUGUGCGAUCUUUGAGAUCAUAUGUGUUGUCAUCAGUUUGAAAUUUUAUUUUAAAUGUCGUGUUACGUAGUUUUAUGAAUUUAUAUAUCGUUGUUAAUCAUUCCACGAUGGCAUUUUGUUGAUUCAUUAUUUUCUACUAAAAGUAUUCGCAUCUGGUAUUAUGUAAAAGUGAUUGUUGUAUUUAUUUGUAUAUACAAGUGCCAUUUUUUGUUUAUAUUUUUGUAUCGAUUUUGGAUACAUAGUCAAGCUAAAGUACGUGCCUUAAUAAAAAAAAUUAACAAAC
This is a messenger RNA of Tribolium castaneum (red flour beetle), 3468 nucleotides long. RefSeq names its product Myosin 31DF (gene Myo31DF). The record is from RefSeq and is a predicted model, not a curated record. Gene Ontology annotation, biological process: vesicle transport along actin filament; actin filament organization. Gene Ontology annotation, cellular component: myosin complex; actin cytoskeleton; plasma membrane. The transcript is spliced from 5 exons. Gene Ontology annotation, molecular function: microfilament motor activity; actin filament binding; ATP binding. Bases 54 to 3110 code for a protein of 1018 amino acids. Lineage: Eukaryota; Metazoa; Arthropoda; Insecta; Coleoptera; Tenebrionidae.